Messenger RNA from Scutellospora calospora, 156 nucleotides. Lineage: Eukaryota; Fungi; Glomeromycota; Glomeromycetes; Diversisporales; Gigasporaceae. The record is from the annotation of a GenBank genome assembly.
AUGAGUGAGCUUGAAGUACAGUCAGCAAGUACUUAUACAGUUGUAACUAUGCCUUCUAAAACAAAGAAUCUAGAAUGCAAUACAGAGGCAAUAGUCACCCAAAAAGUAGAGACUAUUCUUAUUUCUAUUAGAGUGACUACUAUUCAAAACCAAUAG